Molecule: messenger RNA, 2718 nt
Organism: Paramecium octaurelia
Lineage: Eukaryota; Ciliophora; Oligohymenophorea; Peniculida; Parameciidae
Source: the annotation of a GenBank genome assembly
AUGUCGAGAAAAUCGUUUUGUGGAUCGAAUUCUAAUAUGAACCAACUGUUUCGUCCUGAAUUUGGGUCUUCACAGAGUUUGGCAAACAAUGAGAAAUUAUGGCAUUUGAUGCAAAAUUAUCUCCCUUCAGAUAAGAAGAGGUGAAUUAUAAUAUUUGAUAAACUUAGUAUUCAAGAGCAAAUAGUGAACCAUGUUGAAUUUUCAUUGGCAAGAACUAGAUUUGACUUUCAUCAAGUUCACUGUUAUCAAGCAGUUUCAAGAUCCUUAAGAGAUAGAUUGAUAGAAAGCUUCAAUGAUACUCAACUCUACUUUCACGAGUAGGAUUGUAAGAGAAUCUAUUACUUGUCAAUUGAAUUCUUGAUUGGGAGAUGCUUACAAAAUGCUGUUAGUAAUUUAGGACUUGAAAGUGCAUAUGCAGAAGCAGUAUAAGAGUUGGGAUACAGAUUAGAAGAUCUCUAUGAUCAAGAAGUGGAUCCAGCCUUGGGAAAUGGGGGAUUAGGGUAAAUCAUAAAGUGAAUAAUAGACGUCUGGCAGCCUGCUUUUUAGACUCAUUGGCAACUCUUAAUUAUCCUGCUUUUGGUUACGGAAUCAGAUAUAGUUAUGGCAUCUUCAAAUAACUUAUUUAAAAUGGUCAACAAGUAGAGACUCCAGACUACUGGUUAGAGAGAGGUAAUCCUUGGGAAAUUGAAAGACUGGAUGUUCAAUAUCAGGUGAAAUUCUACGGAUAAGUUAUCAAAAGACAUGAGAAUGGUUUAGAGAAGUGUUAAUGGGAAGCUGGAGUAAAUAAGUUAUAUAGAAAAUUAGGAAACAAUAGUCGCCAGGGCUUAUGACACUCCCAUCCCUGGAUAUAUGACUUUCAAUACUAUAGCUUUGAGAUUAUGGAGGUCAUUGCCAGCCAAUGAGUUCGAUUUUAGCAAAUUUAAUGAAGGGGACUAUUUUAGAUCAUUGGAAUCAAGGGAAAAGGCUGAAUAUAUUACUUCUGUUCUCUACCCGAAUGAUAGUUCUUAUGCUGGGAAGGAAUUGAGACUCAAGCAAGAAUACUUGUUAGUAAGUGCCACUCUUUAGGACAUUAUACGUCGAUUUAAGAAAGUAAGGAGAGACUGGUCAUAAUUGCCUGAAAAGGUGGCUAUAUAAUUGAAUGAUACUCAUCCCUCUUUAGCUAUUGUGGAAUUGCUUAGAAUUCUCAUUGAUUAAGAGGACAUGACUCAUGCCAGUGCUUGGGAGAUAGUAUCUAAAAGUUUUGGAUAUACUAAUCAUACUGUGUUACCAGAAGCAUUGGAAAAGUGGGGCAUAGAUUUAUUAGGUCAUUUGUUGCCUCGACAUCUUGAGAUUAUUUAUUAUAUCAACAUGAUAUUUUUAAAUAAAGUAAGUGCUAAAUUCCCUGGGGAUUGUUAAAAAUUGUCAUCUCUUUCAUUAAUUGAAGAAGGACCAAUUAAAAAGAUAAGAAUGGCUAAUUUAUCCAUUAUAGGAUCUCACAUGGUGAAUGGAGUGGCUAAGAUUCAUUCAGAUCUACUAAAAACAGAUUUAUUUAAGGAUCAUUUCGAAAUGAGACCUAAGAAAUUUAUUAAUAUUACUAAUGGCGUAGCUCCUAGGAGAUGGCUGAGAUCUUGCAAUAAACAGUUGGCUAGAUUGUAUGAUGAAUUACUGGGUACAGAUGACUGGGUUCUCAACAUGGAUCUCUUGAAGACUCUUCAAUGUAAAGCAGAGGAUCAAUUGACUUUGGUGGAGUUCAUGAAAAUCAAAAGAGAUAAUAAACUGCGUUUAAUUAAAUGGGUUAGACAAAAUUGCAACGUGGAAGUCAGUGCUGAUACUCUGUUUGAUAUUUAAGUCAAGAGAAUACAUGAAUACAAACGAUAAUUCAUGAAUAUCCUCUAUGUCAUUUACAAGUACCUUUUAUUAAAAGAUACUCCAACUGAAGGCAGGAAAAAGUUUGCCCCUAGAACCGUGUUCUUUGGUGGCAAAGCUGCUCCAGGCUAUUUAAAUGCCAAGAGAAUCAUCAAGUUGAUCAACUCAGUUGCUGAAGUCAUAAAUCAUGAUCUCGACACUAAUUACUAUCUCAAAGUUGUGUUCCUCCCCAACUAUAAUGUGUCAUCGGCUGAAAUCAUCAUACCAGCCUCUGAUAUUUCUUAGCAUAUCUCUACUGCAGGCACUGAAGCAUCAGGUACAUCAAAUAUGAAAUUUGUCAUGAAUGGAGGAAUCAUCCUUGGAACUUGGGACGGAGCCAAUAUCGAAAUCGCAGAGGAGGUUGGGUUGGACAAUAUAUUUAUAUUUGGUGCUAAGGUUGAGGAAGUGUCUUCAUUAAUCGAUUCUAUGAAAAAUACAGAUCCAUAUAUAUAUAUCCAAAAACCAUUAUGGAAUGUCAUUGAAUCAAUCAAAUCUGGUAUCUUUGGACAUGAUCAUCAUGCUUUAUUGGAAUCCAUUACCAACAGAAACGAUUACUAUUUGGUUGCUCAUGAUUUUUAUCACUAUGCCAAAACAUAAAUUAGAGUAUCAUUCCAUGUAAUUCUAGAUUGAUCAAAUAUAUUAAGAUAAAAUUGCCUGGGCCAAAAUGGCUUUCUUUAAUUCAAUCAGAUCUGGAAAAUUUAGUAGUGAUAGAACUAUACAUGAGUAUGCUAAAUAAAUCUGGUAUUUAUUUAUUUCAUUAUUAGGAAAAUUACACCAAUUGUAGUACCACAACCUACUGCUAAUAAAUAAGACAGAUUUAAACUAUAAAAAUGA